Chelmon rostratus (copperband butterflyfish) is the source of this 1542-nucleotide messenger RNA. It is a transcript of the gene cyp24a1, whose product is annotated as 1,25-dihydroxyvitamin D(3) 24-hydroxylase, mitochondrial. Gene Ontology annotation, molecular function: oxidoreductase activity, acting on paired donors, with incorporation or reduction of molecular oxygen; heme binding; monooxygenase activity. The transcript is spliced from 11 exons. Gene Ontology annotation, biological process: cholesterol metabolic process; cortisol metabolic process; C21-steroid hormone biosynthetic process. Lineage: Eukaryota; Metazoa; Chordata; Actinopteri; Chaetodontiformes; Chaetodontidae. Gene Ontology annotation, cellular component: mitochondrial inner membrane. The coding region runs from base 1 to 1542 and encodes 513 amino acids. The record is from RefSeq and is a predicted model, not a curated record.
AUGAGGGCGCAGAUUCAAAAAGUUCCUCAGAUUGUUGAGUUGCUGAGGAAGAAGUCUGUAGGGCUGCAGCACUUCAAACCAACAUCCUCAGUGUGCGUCCUGGAGGAGAAGGAUGCUGUGGAGGCUGCGCGCUGCCCUCACGCUGCGUCGAGAGCGCACAGCCUGGACGCGAUCCCGGGACCCACCAACUGGCCCCUGGUGGGCAGCCUGGUUGAACUUCUCCGGAAAGGAGGCCUGACAAGACAACACGAAGCACUGGUUGAUUAUCAUAAGAAAUUCGGCAAGAUUUUCCGGCUGAAGCUGGGCUCUUUUGAGUCGGUGCACAUUGGCGCACCUUGCUUGCUGGAGGCGCUCUAUCGGAAGGAGGGAAGUUACCCUCAGAGGCUGGAGAUCAAACCCUGGACAGCAUACAGAGACCUGAGAGACGAGGCGUACGGACUCCUCAUCCUGGAGGGGAAGGACUGGCAGAGGGUGAGGAGCGCUUUUCAGCAGAAGCUCAUGAAACCGACAGAGGUGGUGAAGCUUGAUCGCAAAAUAAACGAGGUGUUGGUAGACUUCGUUGGCAGAAUUGGAAAAAUGAACGUCAAUGGAAAGAUUGAAGACUUGUACUUCGAGCUGAAUAAAUGGUCGUUUGAGACCAUUUGUCUCGUCCUCUAUGACAAGAGAUUUGGUCUUCUGCAAGAGAAAGUCAACGAGGAGGCCAUGAACUUCAUCACAGCUGUGAAAACAAUGAUGAGCACCUUUGGCAUGAUGAUGGUCACACCGGUGGAGCUCCACAAGAGCCUCAACACCAAAACAUGGCAGGACCACACAGCCGCAUGGGACCGCAUUUUCAGCACAGCCAAAGUUUACAUAGACAAGAAGUUGAAGAGGAACGCCGUCAGAGCUCCCGAUGACCUGAUCGGUGACAUCUUACAUCACAGCUGUCUCUCUAAGAAGGAGCUUUACGCCGCCAUCACAGAGCUGCAGAUCGGAGGAGUCGAGACGACCGCCAACAGCAUGCUGUGGGCUAUUUUCAACCUGUCGCGUAACCCCGGCGCCCAGAGGAAGCUGCUGGAGGAGAUUAGAGAGGUGGUAGCUCCCGGCCAAGACCCAUGUGGAGAGCACAUCAAGAGCAUGCCUUACCUCAAGGCCUGCCUCAAGGAAUCUAUGAGGUUAUCGCCAUCAGUCCCAUUCACCAGCAGGACCCUGGACAAAGACACUGUGUUGGGAGAUUAUGCCAUUCCCAAAGGAACAGUUUUAAUGAUAAACAGCCACGCUCUGGGCUCUAACGAGGAGUACUUCGACGACGGGAAGCAGUUCAAACCUGAGCGCUGGCUGCGGGAGAACGGCACCAUCAACCCCUUUGCCCACGUUCCCUUCGGCAUCGGAAAGAGGAUGUGCAUCGGCCGACGGCUGGCGGAGCUGCAGCUGCAGCUGGCUAUGUGCUGGCUGGUCAGAGACUACGAGAUUGUGGCAACAGACAAUGAGCCGCUUGACGUGAUCCAUUCAGGACUUUUGGUCCCCAACAGAGAACUGCCUGUUGCCUUCAUCAGGAGAUGA